AUGGCCAUGAGUUCGUAUAUGGUGAACUCUAAGUAUGUGGAUCCCAAAUUUCCUCCUUGCGAGGAAUAUUUGCAGAAUAGCUACUUAGGCGAGCAGGGGGCCGAGUACUACAGUGCCUCGCAGGGCGCUGAUUUCCAGCACCAGGGACUCUACCCACGGUCAAACUACAGCGAGCAGCCCUUUAGCUGUAGCAAUGCCCAGGGCUCUGCCGGGCAGCCGCGGGGUCACGGACAGGAGCAAUCCGGCCCGGCGAGCCACUUCCCCGGCCCAGCAGAGCAUUGUCCACCGCCUCCAAUGUCCAACUCGCGAGCCUGCAGCCAGCAGCCGGCCCUCAAACCCCCAAACGGCUCCGCAGUUAAGCAGCCGGCAGUAGUUUAUCCCUGGAUGAAGAAAGUCCAUGUUAACUCGGUGAAUCCCAAUUACAACGGAGGGGAACCUAAACGCUCCCGCACAGCUUACACCAGACAGCAAGUCCUAGAACUGGAAAAAGAAUUUCAUUUUAACAGGUACCUGACCAGGCGCCGCCGUAUCGAGAUAGCCCACACUUUGUGUCUCUCUGAGCGCCAGAUCAAGAUCUGGUUUCAGAACAGAAGAAUGAAGUGGAAAAAAGAUCACAAACUGCCCAACACGAAGGGCAGAUCUUCUUCCUCUGGUUCAAACCCCCAUUUACAAACUGGUUCCAAGGACCAUCAGACUGACUUGACAACUUUGUAG
Molecule: messenger RNA, 714 nt
Organism: Lonchura striata (white-rumped munia)
Lineage: Eukaryota; Metazoa; Chordata; Aves; Passeriformes; Estrildidae
Gene: HOXD4
Product: homeobox D4
Biological process (GO): positive regulation of transcription by RNA polymerase II; anterior/posterior pattern specification; embryonic skeletal system morphogenesis
Cellular component (GO): nucleus; nucleoplasm
Molecular function (GO): RNA polymerase II cis-regulatory region sequence-specific DNA binding; DNA-binding transcription factor activity, RNA polymerase II-specific
Source: RefSeq, a predicted model, not a curated record